Molecule: messenger RNA, 4752 nt
Organism: Leptomonas pyrrhocoris
Lineage: Eukaryota; Euglenozoa; Kinetoplastea; Trypanosomatida; Trypanosomatidae
Product: mitogen-activated protein kinase putative (MPK8)
Exons: 1
Coding region: 1-4752 (1583 amino acids)
Biological process (GO): intracellular signal transduction; protein phosphorylation
Cellular component (GO): nucleus; cytoplasm
Molecular function (GO): ATP binding; MAP kinase activity
Source: RefSeq, a predicted model, not a curated record
AUGAAUAAUUAUGACUUGAUAGAGGUGAUCGGUGAGGGCACCUACGGCAUCGUUUACAAAUGCCGAGACAGACGAACGAAUCGCAUUGUCGCGGUGAAGCAGUUCAAGAACUUUCAGAUCAAUCCUUACAUUCGAUGUACGAUGCUGCGUGAGCUGCGGGUGGAGCAGCUCCUGAAAGGGGAGCCCAACGUGACGCAGUUGCUAGAGACCUUCAAGCAAAAGAACCGACUGUACUUGGUGAUGGAGUACAUCCCACGCAGCCUGCUCGACGUGCUGGAGGAGCACACUUCCGGCCUGUCGGAGGAGAGCUUGAACGUUCUUCUUUAUACCCUGCUCCUCGGUAUCCGGUCAUGCCACCGCAAUGGCAUCAUCCACCGCGACAUCAAACCGGAGAACAUUCUGGUGCGAGACGACGGCGCAGCGUCGCUCUGCGACUUCGGCUUUUGUCGGCCAGUGCUGCAGCCGGCGGCAUCUUCGCCGUCGGCAUCGAAUUCGGUCCAAGGCGACGGCGGCGAUCCCCGCAAGGCGUCUUGCAGCUCUGGACUGACCUCGUCGUCCUCGCCAACCACGCGUGCGUCCACCCUUGCCUACCCGCCCGCCUCCGCCGCCACGGUCGCCUCCGCGUUCUUAAACGAGCUCGUCCUGGCGGACCAUCGCGGCGUUAUGACGGAUUAUGUGGCGACGCGGUGGUACCGCAGCCCGGAGAUGCUGCUCGGGAUGCCGAGUUACAGCUACGCGGUGGAUAUGUGGGCUGUCGGCGUCAUCAUGGCCGAGGCCAUCGACGGCGAGCCGCUCCUCCCAGGCAAGACGGAGUUGGAGCAGCUGGCGCUGAUCCAAUCCCGCGUCGGCGAGUUCCCGGCGGCGUACGAGGCGGCGGUGCGAAAACGCCACGGCGGCAUGUUGCACCUGCGGUCGGCCAACGCGCUCGCCAAGUCGCAGGCAACCGCACGCGUGAAGCUGAGCCGCGGGGACGGCGAGCAAAGCAGCGACGCGAAUGAAGACGGCUGCACCAUCAGCAGCUACCUCAGCAUGCGCUACGGUGGCCGGAUCAAGAAGACCGGGAUGCAUCUGCUCGCACAGCUCUUGUGCGUCGACGCCGACGGCCGUCCCACGGUGGAGGAGGCCUUGGCACAUCCGUACUUCGAUUCGCUUCAACACGAUGUGCGCUUCGCCCCCCACGACGCUUCAGAGACGGAGCAAAACACUGAAAUCUCAAGCGACGAGGACGACGGCGUGGAGCGGGGAGCGACGACACCGACCCUUACUCGACCGACAACGAGCUCCACGGCUGACGUCACCGCCUCGGCCGAGCCGUUGCCGCCGCUGUCACCGCCGAUGAUGCCACCCGUUUCAACCGCCGGCAAUCGCGGCAGUUUUGCGAGAACUGCGGUCGAAACAAAUAGUAAUGGGAACAGCCGUGUUGCUCAGCACGCGGAGCUCGGCAAGAACACCGGUCGACCGCCUCGUGCUGUCGACGUGGAGGCACACGCAAGCAACGCGGCAAGCAGGAUUGUGACGGAGUUUUCGAUGGAUGUUUCGCUGCCUACCGCGAACUCCGGCUCGAUGUGGCAGUCCGCCACCGGCUCGCCGAGGUUGGCGACGCUGCUGCAGCUUCCCGGUCCUCCGCUUCCGUCGCUCGACGGAAAAGACGCGUCCACCGUCGCCGUGUCGGUGGCGGAUGAACUAAAAGCGGGGAGGGAGGACGACGCCCGCGAGAGCAACGCCGACGACAAUUCCCCUCAACCGCGUCCGGUGGUGCAGCAAUCCAUUCCAGAGAUGAACCUUCCACAGCAACGACACGCCGCGAGCGAAGGGGCAAGCGGAUCCGCAGCCACCAAAGUCACCAACGCCUUCGCGCAAGGUGGUAGCAGUCACGUGUCGACGCUGCUCUUCAAGGCGAGAAAAGGCCGGGCUGUCGCGGAGUCGAUGCUGACCCGCCGUCGAUCCACGCAAAGCGAGGAAAGCGCAGACGGUAGUGGCACCAGUGGCGCGUCCUUUAGUGCCCGCUGUACCCACUCCCCCACCGCCGCCACCGCAGCGCUCGGCAGCAGUACUCUCGCGCCAUUGCUGAGGCGUCGCAGCGGCGAGGACAGGACACCAACGUUGUCGAACGAUGCGGAGGUGGAAAGGGCAAAACCGGGAUCGCGUCGCGGCUCUACCUCCUUGCAUUUUUCCCCAACCGCCUCCAAGCUUCACCUAGCGAGCGCAGCGAAUAAGAGCAAAAUGCAUGCCGUGGCACAGACCGAUAACACCGGUUUUGUCAAGAUAGGUGUGGGUCCUGGCAGGGAGGCAGAGGAGACGUUCCUGUGGCGGAGUGCGCUGAACAACGGCGGCGACAGGCAGACAGUGGCGAAGGAGUCCCUGCACAAGCGCACGGACAACUCCACCACGCGUCGUGCUCAGCAGAACAAGCAAGACCAAGCAUCGAGGAAAGCCAACAGAGACCCAAGGAAGCCGCCGCGACCGGGUCUUCUUCCACAACACACGCCGUCGACCUCACGGGACGAAUCGGUGACGAACAGAACGGCGCACGCGUCCCGUGCAGAUCAGCAUCACACGGCUUCCGAAGCAACGAAACUUGCCGUCGCCGCUGCCACGGGGCGGCCCUCCACGAAACAACAAGACACCUCACAGUCACGUCGCCGGGCGCAGCAUCGUUCACUAGCAGCAGCAGCCGCCGCGCUGGUGUCUGCGCGCAACCCAUCUGACAAGCAGACACAGCACAAGCACCCCGCUCAUCGUCAGGUGCUUGUUGACGGUUCGACGGGGACGAACGCAACACCAAAGGGCCGUAAAAAGCCUCCGUUUGCUGCAGCGGACAAGUCACGCUUCGCUUCUCCCAAGCUACCCCGCGUUGUAAAACCCCUGCAGCCGCGCGAGCGCAUGACUCUCCUAAAAGAAAUUGAGAGCCUGGACGGCCCCGUCGAGGCACCAAGCGCUGUAGAAGUUAUGGUGCCCGCGCGCUCCUCGACGUCUGCAAAAGCGGAUGACCAGGCAUCGGCCGAGGAUGAGGCGGAAACGGGCGAGGAGGAACAGGACAGCGUCAGCCAUAAGGUGGACUCCUCGACGUCGACAUCUGCGCUUGACGCCAUGGGGCUGCCAAGGGACGCUGGCGUGUCGCAGCUGACGGUGGACGACGACGACAGCGACGACGAGCUUGUGGUGGAGGACCUCGACAGCGGAAACGUAUCUCGUUCACCGCUGCUGUCCGAUGCAUCCAGCCUUGGGGACUCCCCGGCGAUGCCGCCUCCCGUCCUGGCGGCUUUUCCUGUCAGUGAUGAGGCCUUCUCUGCUGUUACGGCUGCGGUUGAUUCUCGCCCAUCAGCACCAACCGCGGCAGCAGCGCAGAGUCUACCGCCACGAGCGGAUUUUGACUUCCCCACCGCCGCCGCCACGGCCAAAGGCGGCACCAACUCCCUUUCUCAUCGCGCGCCGCCCAGUCUGUACUUCCGCUCCACUCGCAACGCAUCAACACCGUUAAAGCUGGCGGCGCUUCACAUGACCCAAGGAAGCUCCUCCUCGCAGCCGUCCGUUGGUGGGUUCGAGGGGGCGGGCACGUUAACAGAGGGCACGUCGUCGUCGUUCUCCCAACAAGGGUCUGUGCCAGGGACAGUCGCAGCAGCAGCAGCAGCGGCGGCGUCGGCGCCGUCUCAUUUCUCCUGCGCCUCCUUUUCAUUUUCCUCUGGCCGGCGGCCGACCCCUACCCUGCUGCGUCAUGUGCCACCAAACGUGAGCAUCUCGCAGCCAUCAACGCCCUCCUUCCCAAUGGAUCCACCGAGCGGAGUCCACGGAGGAGGAGGGUCAGGGGGAGGAAAGGGAAAGAGCGCAUUGCAGCCUCUAAGCAUCAGCACCGCUCCCAAUUCUGGCACCUCGCGCACCCCACACGGCGACUCCCCGCGCCUUCCUGUGGCGUCCUCUUCUCUGCCUGUUCACAAAAUCAGCGCCGGCUACCUUUCUGAAAGGCCAUCAGAGGUGCAGCCGGUGGAGAACAACUCUACACCUGCUGACGUGCGUGCGGCCAACGUCCCGCACCAGCGCCGCCUUUCCACCACAUCGAUGAGCCUCUCAGUCAGCGGCGACUUGACCCACGCGGGUUUCUUACCGCUGAGCCGGUGCAGUCAAGAGCGGACGUCGCAGCAGCUUCCAAGGAUGACCGCAGUGGCUGUCUCAACGCCGCCCACCCCCACCACCAACGUGGAGGAGGUGGAGACGGAGGUGCUCGUGGAGACGCCCCGCGCCUCCCCGCAAAACCUUCCCCAGGAAACGCAAAGGCAGGCGGACAGCCCCCACGUGCCCACGUCGUCUUCGCGGGGUAGCGGCACCACCGCAGCAAUGUCGGGCUGCACCGCGAGUGAGGUUUCCACCAUCACGCCGCAGCGCUCCGUCAGCGACGACACCACCGCAUCGUCAGCACCGCGGUGGGGGAGUCGUACGCGCGGGGCCGUCUCCGCCGCCAAAUUGCUGGGCACGCGCGACGCCGGCGCCAACACAACGCCCCUCACGAGUGGACAGCGCAACCCCAAACGCGCGGGCGACGAGGUGGGCGAUGAACUGCAGGAAAGGACACAGACCACUCCCUUUCUGUUGCCGUUCUCCAGCGACAGCGGGGAGCCGCCGAGUGAGACACAGCUUCCCGCGCUGCAUCCACCACAGCCGGUGUUGGGCGGUGUGUCGGUGAACGUAGACUCGUCGAAGACCGGGCCCAGUCUGCAUACCGCCUCUAGCAGCAAGAAGAACCGCCUCAUCCUCUAG